Messenger RNA from Onychostoma macrolepis, 3923 nucleotides. It is a transcript of the gene p4hb, whose product is annotated as prolyl 4-hydroxylase, beta polypeptide. NCBI's taxonomy places the organism in Eukaryota, Metazoa, Chordata, Actinopteri, Cypriniformes, Cyprinidae. Bases 332 to 1858 code for a protein of 508 amino acids. Gene Ontology annotation, cellular component: endoplasmic reticulum. Gene Ontology annotation, molecular function: protein disulfide isomerase activity. Gene Ontology annotation, biological process: protein folding; response to endoplasmic reticulum stress. The record is from RefSeq and is a predicted model, not a curated record. The transcript is spliced from 11 exons.
CACGUUGCGUAAAUAAUAUUCAUGAGCCAAGCAUUCGCCGUAGUAGGAAUUGUGAAUUCGUAUUCAAGACUGGCAGAUUCACUUCCAGGUGCUAGGAGACACGCGGUCCACUCACAAUUCAACACGAACUGCGUUCGGCCUGAUAAAUGCGCAUGCGCAGCAGCACCGUCCUCUCUGUUUCCUGCGCACAUUGCCACGUUAUUAGCGGCAGACACAAAAUUCAAGCGACACUUCAGACAGUUAAAGGUGAAAGAAGACCCGCCGCGCUAACAAUUUCUCCGGUUUCCAUCACGGUAUUAUUAAUAGUUGGCACGUUUGGAGGUGAUCCGAGAUGCUGAAGUUGUUGAUUGUGUGCGCACUAGCCGCUAUGAGUGCGGCUGAUAUCGCCGAGGAGGAGGACGUGCUCGUACUGAAGAAAAGUAACUUCGAGGAGGCGCUCAAAACAUACCCAAAUAUCCUUGUUGAGUUUUAUGCACCAUGGUGUGGGCACUGCAAGGCCCUGGCCCCUGAAUAUGCCAAAGCAGCUGGUAUGCUGAAAGCUGAAGGCUCAGACAUCAGACUCGCAAAAGUGGAUGCAACGGAGGAAUCAGAGCUCGCUCAGGAGUUUGGUGUUCGUGGAUAUCCCACCAUCAAGUUCUUCAAGGGAGGAGAGAAGGAGAACCCCAAGGAGUAUUCUGCUGGCCGACAGGCGGAUGACAUCGUCAACUGGCUGAAAAAGCGAACUGGCCCUGCAGCUACUACUUUAACUGAUGUGUCACAGACAGAGUCUCUUAUUGCUGAUAAUGAGGUUGCAGUCAUUGGGUUCUUUAAGGAUGUUGAAUCAGAAGAUGCCAAAGUCUUCAUUAAAACCGCAGAGGCUGUGGAUGACAUCCCCUUUGGCGUCACCUCAGAUGAUGCAGUCUUUUCAAAGUUUGAAGUGGCCAAGGACGGUGUUGUUCUUUUUAAGAAGUUUGAUGAGGGUCGCAAUACAUUCGAUGGAGAGCUCAGCAAAGAAAAGCUACUGACCUUCAUCAAAUCCAACCAACUUCCCCUGGUCAUUGAGUUUACAGAGCAGACUGCUCCAAAAAUCUUUGGAGGUGAAAUCAAGUCCCACAUCCUAAUGUUUGUGCCCAAAACAGCCAAAGACUUCCAGGAUAAGAUGGACCAAUUUAAGAAGGCAUCUGAGGGCUUCAAAGGCAAAAUUCUCUUCAUCUUUAUUGACAGUGACGUGGAUGAUAAUCAGCGAAUUCUGGAGUUCUUUGGUCUUAAGAAGGAAGAGUGCCCAGCAAUCCGCCUCAUUACCCUAGAGGAAGAGAUGACCAAAUACAAACCAGAAACCUCAGAAAUUACAGCAGAGAACAUCGUCACCUUCUGCACAGCCUUCACAGAGGGAAAACUCAAGCCUCAUUUGAUGAGUCAGGACAUUCCUGAUGACUGGGAUAAGAACCCUGUCAAGGUCCUGGUGGGCAAAAACUUUGAAGAGGUUGCCUUCGACCCCGCCAAGAAUGUCUUUAUAGAGUUUUAUGCCCCAUGGUGUGGUCACUGUAAACAGCUGGCCCCCAUCUGGGAUCAGUUGGGUGAGAAAUUCAAAGACAACGCAAACAUUGUUGUGGCCAAGAUGGACUCCACAGCCAAUGAGAUUGAAGCUGUCAAAGUGCAUAGCUUCCCCACGCUCAAGUUCUUCCCUGCUGGUGAUGACCGGAAGGUAAUUGACUACAAUGGUGAGAGAACGCUAGAUGGAUUCACAAAGUUUUUGGAGAGUGGAGGAAAAGAAGGUGGGGCACCAGCAGGAGAUGAUGAUGAAGAAUCUGAUGGUCUGGAUCUUGAUGAUGUAGAGGAGGGUGAUUCAGAUGUGGAAGACGGACACGAUGAGUUAUAAGAGUCCGGAGGAAAAGGCGAGACAAACCCCUUCACCACCUCCACUUUAAACCUCCCUGUCUGUGAACACUAAAGCUUUUCCUAACUAAUCCAACAGCCACCGGGCGUUACAGGGUCUUCUUUCAGCCAGUUGUCAUUACCAGUCCAGCCCAACCAUCUUCAGCCUAGAGAAGUGCCUCUCUGCCCACAACAACUUUAUCUUUUUGAAGUUCUACUGUACAGUUUAUUUUUUGCAUUAAAAUGUAUUAGGUUUUUAGGUUUAAUUCUAAUGGUAAUCUGUUGAACUGCUCUUUAUACCUGCCCACUACCUCCUUUUGUGAUCCGGGGGCUCAGUGUUAAGAUUUUGCAGUAUAAUGCUGGAAAUACUCUCCUGAUGAAGGACGGGGACAGCCAGAUAUUCUGCCUUAAUUCUGUGAUAUGAAUGAGUGGACAUUUCAGGGCAGAGGGGCUAUAUGUCACUUCACCUUUGGGCGAAAUAAAAUUACAAUAAUGGGCUGCUAUUACAGUGAGAACAAAACUUAGCAGAGACCAAACUGAGGUACCUUCAGUGUUUCAUUAGUCAAUCCACAUUUUCUUAUUCCUUUUCCAAAUUAGCACCUGCUACUGAAUUAUUUUUAAAGAUGUAAAAGUGGAGAACUUGUUUUAUUUAAUUUUAUUUCAAUUAUUUUCUUUUUUUAUAAUCUUCCAUACUGAAGGGCCCAGAAACAGCACUUUUGUUGAAUUACCUGGGGCAGAGUUGGCCCUCUCAACUUUCUGGUCAUCUGGGAGGAUGAUUUGAAACCUUGUUUUGCACUUCAUUCAGUGCCAUCAGAGAUUCCAUAUCAGUUACUGAAAUGAAGAUUGAUCAUCUUGUAAGGACAAUAACUCUCCCAUACCCUUCCUGCUUUCCAUCACUUUAGUGGAAGAUUCCUUCCACCUGGAGGUGUAAUGCCAGUUGACGACGUCUGAGUGGUCAGUGUGACGGGGAGGAGAAAGUGUGCUUGUAACCAACUUAAUCUUAUCCCCUUAUGCCAGAGUUCAGGGUUGUGCGUGUGCGAUUUGGUUAACCCUCAUGUUGUCUUUCUUUAUUUUUCUAGGAGCGGUGAAUUUCAGGGGUGAUGUUUAAAGAAAGGGAGGGUUUAGGAAUUCAAUUGGGAGGGAUUUGUCAACAUGUUUGAGACAAAGCAUUCCAUUGCAUUGAAAUUGAUAACGUAAACUGGUGGCCAAAUAAACAACAAAAUGGUAAUAAAUGUGUUUGUGUUUUAUUUGACGACUUUCUAUUUGAACCCUCUAGUGCUCUUUGGUCACUUGAAUUUUUUUUAAUUUUUAAAAACACAGAUUCAUCGGAAUUGUACGAAACUUGGUGACUUAUGGCAUUUGGGAAGUGAACACAAAAAAAUUGAGGGCUUGAUUUGAGCAGGUUAAGUGGUCGUAAAAAAAGAAAAUGGUCCCGCUUGUGGUCUUUGGUCAAAAAUGGUCGACCAUAGUAAAUGAAUGGGAAAUUGACAAACACAAAUUCUGCAAAGUUUUGUGUGCAAUCUACAAAGCUGCCAUAAUGCUGAAAAAAGUACACAGCAAUGGUGGGGUGAAACUCCAAAACACCAAGAGUGCAAAACCAACACAUCCAUACACACUUAUACACACAUACUUAUGAACUGGUGUUACUGUAACACAGCAAAUAUGUAAAAUAAAAGCAAUGGUUCAACUACAAUGCAGUAAAAAAAAUGGACGGCAAGGAAGGGGUUACACUCUAAAACAUCAAGAGUGCAAAACGGACACAGCCACAUCCACUCACAGACACAUAAUUAUACACAUUCAAAUUAAUUGAUAUGGCUCUAGCCAUAUCAAUAGUUGUCAAGCUAAAAUAAAGAACAACAACAAAAGUUAUGCAGCCAAUGAAAAGAAUGGGUUCUUGGAUAUAGAAUUUCAAAAUGACUGAAAUUACUGCCUUGUCAUCCCACAAUGCUAUUAUGUGACUUUAAAACUGAUCAAUUCUUUGAACUGCUUGACAUCAAUUGCCAUUGAAAGCUCUCCUAAGAGCUGCAUUAACAUGUUGGCCAAAUAAACAGUUUAUGGGUUUGGAAUGA